This is a messenger RNA of Prorocentrum cordatum, 949 nucleotides long. The record is from the annotation of a GenBank genome assembly. Lineage: Eukaryota; Dinophyceae; Prorocentrales; Prorocentraceae.
CGCAUGCGAGGAGCUCAAAGCUUUGCUGGGCAGCGAGGUCACAGCCUUGGGGAUCGCUGGAGUGGAGCACGCGGUGAGAAAGAAGGCAUUCAGCUCUUUAAACUCGACGCUCAAAAACACCCACCCAGACAAGUACAAUCAGUACCAGCAGCUUCACACCGACGAAGAACGCCGCAAUUGGUUGGCUGCUUUCCUCAUCGACCCCGCGAGCGGGGGGUCGACUGCGACGAACACCGUGUCCCGCGAGGUUUCUCGCAAGGAGAAGACGGUCGGCCAAUGGAUGACUAUCGACGAGUACGGCGGGCCCAAAGGCAUCAACAACAUGGAGCACGCCAAAGCUCGAUGCGAGGCGGGAGAGUUCACCGAGAGGCCCCACGAAAGCCCGAUCCUGGCUGCCAAAGACAUCAAGCAGUACUACGUGACGAUCGAGCAGGUCGAGGACGUGCGUUCCAUGAUGCAGAACUUCUCCUCCGAGGCCGUCCCCGUCAUGCAGCGGCCUAAGCGAGCCAAGAAGGCCAAGACGGACGAGGGUGUCCCGCCCACAGGGAACGCCGAGAAGAGCCCCGAGGAGAUCGCCAAGGAGAAGCAAGCGAAGGAGCUGAGCGAGGCCUCCCAGGCGUUUGCCAAGGUGCUCAAGGAGGCGAAGGCCCAGUACGACAAGAUGAAUCGCGAGCUCGGCGAGGUCACCAUCAUCGAGAACCGCAUCAGCACGAAGAUGGGGGACAGCUGGGGGGGCGGGCCUUUGAAGUACCUCCAGGCCAAGACAGCUGAGCAGAAGAGCCUGGCGACUGCUCUCUUCGAGAUGUGGUCUACGCUGAAGGGCGAGACGAUGACCGAGGUGAGUGAGUACACGGCGAAGGCCACUGAGAUGAAGGAUGAAAUGGCGAGGGUUGAUACAGCCAAUAAGUUUUUCAAGAAAAACGUCCUGGCUGAUUUUGCGAAGCUGAAG